This is a messenger RNA of Lycium ferocissimum, 1203 nucleotides long. RefSeq names its product MADS-box protein FBP24-like. Gene Ontology annotation, molecular function: protein dimerization activity; DNA-binding transcription factor activity, RNA polymerase II-specific; RNA polymerase II cis-regulatory region sequence-specific DNA binding. The transcript is spliced from 7 exons. The record is from RefSeq and is a predicted model, not a curated record. Lineage: Eukaryota; Viridiplantae; Streptophyta; Magnoliopsida; Solanales; Solanaceae. Gene Ontology annotation, cellular component: nucleus. Gene Ontology annotation, biological process: positive regulation of transcription by RNA polymerase II. The coding region runs from base 238 to 996 and encodes 252 amino acids.
UUGGCAUUUAAACCUUAAACAAGAAAAUUCAAGAGUAGAAAAGGAAUUCUGUAUCUCCAUUAUUUAAGUCUAUGUUUCUAAUAUGAUGCAUAUUGUACUUAGUCUUUUUUAAGCAUGGUAUUAAACAAGAAGCUUUCACAUAUGUAAAAUUGUCAUUCUUGUAUUUUCGCAAAGAUUAGUUUCUUAUUUUUGUUGCUUUUACCUUAAUUAGGAGAAAUUAAAUAAUUAUUGGUGAUAAUGGGGAGAGGAAAGAUAGAAGUGAAGAGAAUUGAGAACAAAACAAGUAGGCAAGUUACUUUCUCAAAGAGAAGAGCUGGGCUUCUCAAGAAAACACAUGAACUCUCAGUUCUUUGUGAUGCUCAAAUUGGACUUAUCAUUUUCUCCAGCAAAGGCAAAAUGUUUCAGUACAACAGUGAACCCCACAGCAUGGGUGAGAUCAUUAGUAAGUAUCUCCACACCACCGGAGCCUCACUUCCAGUUCAUGAUCGUAGGGUGGAACUGUAUGAUGAAAUAACUAAAAUGAAAAGGGAGACACUGAACCUUCAAUUAAGCCUUCAAAGAUACAAAGGUGAUGACUUGAACUCAGCACAGUAUGAGGAACUAAAUGAACUUGAGAAGCAGCUUGAAAAUGCUCUUAACAAGAUUAGAGCUAGAAAGCUAGAUCUCAUGCAGCAACAGAUGGAAAACCUGAAGAGAACGGAGACAAUGCUGGAGAAGGAAAAUCAAGAUAUGUACCAGUGGUUGAUGGCCAAUCAAAUGUACAAGCAACAGUCAGCAGUGAUGGAGCAGCAGAAUGAUCAACAAGAAGAAGAAGAAGCAAUUACUGAACUAAAUCUACUAGGAGAACAGCCACUGUUAGCUCAGUUUUCAUUCUUUGGAGAAGAGCAACCCAGUAGUAGCAGUGUAAUUCAACUUGCCAGUACUUCAGCCUAUCGCCUUCAACCUUCUCAUCCUAAUCUUCAACAUCCUGAUCUUCCUGGCACUAGCUAUGAUUGAUCAUGCUUUAAUUAUGAGGAGCUGCAAUUGCUGGGCUGUGAAAUUCAUAGUGGAUAAUUCUACAUUUCCUUUGACAUAAUUUGGAGCAUAUAUACUUUAUUUAAAUAUUAUGCAUUUUAAGGAUCUACAUAUUAUAACUAAUUAAGAAUCUCUACUUAUGCAUAUAUACUGGAUUGUGGGCGUACCUCACAAUGAAGUUUUACUAAA